Cucumis sativus (cucumber) is the source of this 1548-nucleotide messenger RNA. RefSeq names its product hydroxyproline O-arabinosyltransferase 1. The transcript is spliced from 8 exons. Gene Ontology annotation, molecular function: glycosyltransferase activity. Bases 202 to 1287 code for a protein of 361 amino acids. The record is from RefSeq and is a predicted model, not a curated record. Lineage: Eukaryota; Viridiplantae; Streptophyta; Magnoliopsida; Cucurbitales; Cucurbitaceae.
UAUAUAAUUCCACCAGAAAAAACUAAUCCAACUCUCCAUUUUGGUCAGCAAAUUUCUUCAAUAAACUCUCUUCUAGGCCUAGGCGCGACGACUUUUCUCAAACUUGAAGUUCCUACCUUUAUUCUGUCUUCGCUUCCAAGGGGAGUUUGAUGGGCAAAUUCAUUUGAGCUGAAUUCCAGCAAGUUGGAGACGAAUCCUAAAAUGGGUUGUGGGAAUUUGUUCUUCUUGGUUCUGGUAACCUUCUCGGUAGCUCUAAUUACUUACAACAUCAUUCUCUCUGCUAAUGCCCCUCUCAAGCAAGAACUUCCUGGUCCAUCAAGAUCUUCAUCUUCCAUUACUGUGGACCCUGUGAUUAAGAUGCCCCUGGAUAGAUCAGAAACUUCUUCCUCCAAACGACUCUUCCAUACGGCAGUUACUGCGUCGGAUUCGGUGUACAAUACUUGGCAGUGUCGGAUCAUGUACUACUGGUUCAAGAAGUUCAAGGACGGACCUAAUUCUGAAAUGGGUGGCUUCACCAGGAUCUUGCAUUCAGGGAAGCCCGACAAGUAUAUGGAUGAGAUCCCCACCUUCGUUGCUCAGCCUCUGCCAGCGGGAAUGGAUCGGGGCUACAUUGUCCUCAACAGACCGUGGGCAUUUGUGCAAUGGCUUCAACAAGCGGACAUCAAGGAAGAUUAUAUACUCAUGUCAGAGCCGGAUCAUAUUAUUGUCAAGCCUAUACCAAAUUUGUCUAAGGAUGGGCUUGGGGCAGCGUUUCCAUUCUUUUACAUCGAACCCAAGAAGUAUGAGAGCCAACUACGGAAGUUCUUUCCUGAGGACAAGGGUCCUAUUACCAACAUUGAUCCAAUAGGGAAUUCACCUGUUAUUGUUGGAAAGGAGUCUCUCAAGAAAAUUGCUCCCACUUGGAUGAAUGUUUCUUUGGCAAUGAAAAAGGAUCCUGAGACAGAUAAGGCUUUUGGUUGGGUUCUUGAAAUGUAUGCUUAUGCUGUCGCUUCUGCUCUACAUGAUGUUGGUAACAUCUUGUAUAAGGACUUCAUGAUUCAGCCCCCAUGGGACACAGAAGUGGGCAAGAAGUUCAUAAUCCAUUACACUUACGGUUGUGACUAUGAUAUGAAGGGAAAACUGACUUACGGUAAGAUUGGAGAAUGGAGGUUUGACAAGAGAUCAUAUGAUAAUGUUGUUCCUCCCAGGAACCUUCCCCUACCACCACCCGGCGUCCCUGAAAGCGUGGUGACACUAGUGAAAAUGGUUAAUGAAGCCACAGCAAACAUUCCUAAUUGGGGAUCUUAAGAAAGUCUGUUACGUGUACUUUUGAAAGGCGUGGAGACCGGUACUUAAUUUAAUUCUUACACAAUAUAAUUACCUUUUUGAAUAUGUAUUGAUUAGCUUGUAUCUGAUUGGCAAAGGCAUGGGCAAAUGUAUUAAAUGUGUAAAACGUUGUUUCGUUUUAAGAUAAAAAUAAAUAGCUAGCGUUCUCUUCAAUCAUCUCAUGUAUAUUAGAAAGCUAACACCUAUGUCAAUACAUCACGAACGUUGAAUAUUUGUUCCAAA